CCUCUCUCCUUCCUCCUUUAUCAUUUCUCCCUCCUUCCUUCCCUCCCCCUCUCUCUCUACAGUUUCUAGAGAGAGAAACAGAUACAGAGAGAGCGCAUUCCAAUGGAGUCGGACGAGGGAAAGCUGUUCAUAGGCGGAAUAGCAUGGGACACCACCGAAGAAAAUCUCAGGGACUACUUCGGCCAGUACGGCGAGGUCACCCAAACCGUAAUCAUGCGCGACAAGACCACCGGAAGACCUAGGGGUUUCGGCUUCGUAGUGUUCUCCGAUCCUUCUGUGCUCGAUACGGUCCUCAACGACAAGCACACAAUCGAUGGCCGAACGGUGGAGGCGAAAAGAGCUUUGUCAAGAGAAGAACAGCAAACUUCCUCCAAAACGGGAAAUUUUUCUUCCAGUAGAGGCUCUGGAGGGGGAGGAAACUUUAAGACCAAAAAAAUAUUUGUUGGAGGGUUGCCUUCCUCACUGACUGAAGAUGGAUUUCGUCAGUUUUUUGAAAGUUUUGGCAAUGUAACCGAUGUAGUUAUAAUGUAUGAUCAGAGUACUCAACGGCCUCGUGGUUUUGGUUUCAUAACAUUUGAUAGUGAAGAUGCGGUUGAUAGAGUACUUUAUAAGAACUUCCAUGAGCUGAAUGGAAAGGCUGUAGAGGUGAAACGAGCCCUUCCUAAAGAUGCAAAUCCUGGUGGAGGGGGCCGUGGUGGGGGCUACCAAGGUUAUUCUGGUGCUAGUACAAAUACAUUUGACAGUCGAGUAGAUGGCAACAGAUACAUGCAGCCGCAAGCUACUGGUGGUGCUUUCCCUCCAUAUUCAGGCUAUGGUGUACCUGGUUAUGGUUAUGGAACAGCUAAUACUGCAGUUGGUUAUGGGGGUUAUGGAGGUUAUGGUGUUGGUGGUUAUGGAAGUUCCAGUACUGGCUUUGGCGGUCCUGGGGGGUCCUAUGGAAACCCAAAUGCCCCUAAUGCUGGCUAUGUUAGUGGGGCACCAAGCGCAAUAAAAAAUAACUGGGGCAGUCAAACUCCCACCGGUUAUGGUGCUUCUGGCUAUGGAACUACAGCUCCUUGGGGUGCUCCAGGUGGUGGCGCUGCUGCUGCUUCAGCUCCUAGAGGUCAAUCACCAAGUGGGACUUCUGGGUAUGGGAAUCCAGGUUACGGGUAUAAUAAUUAUGGUGGAAGUUAUGGUCCUUAUUCUGGUGCAUACGGUGGUUCAGGUGGACGUGCCCCAAAUAGCAAUGUCAGUGGCGGUGCUGCAGGAGAUCAACAAGGAACUGGUGGUGGUUAUACAGGAAGUGGCUACGGUGACAACAAUGGUAGCUCAGGGUAUUCUAAUGCAGGAUGGAGAUCUGACCCUUCACAGGCUGCUAGUGGAUACGGUGGUUCUCAGUCCAGGCAGGUUUAGUAGCUGCGAUCAAAAGGUUUUGGUUCGUAUUGGAGUAAACCUAAUGCAGGCAAUCUUUUCCCUUUGCUAUUGAUCGCAUGAUUGGCGAUAGACCUGUUGGAUUACUUGAUUCUGAGUGGUAGUUGUCCCUUGUAGUUUCUGCUAGUAUAUUUUGACUAGUAUUUAUUUUAGUAGAAAUAUUUGCAAAAAUUUGUUUCAAAGUAGCCGCAUUUAUCUUCAGAUUGUUGCUCAGAGUUGUGUGUUUCUUUAUACUAAUUUUGGAUCCCUCAUUUCCCCACCCCUCCCCCACCUUUUAUUUUUUAAUAUGUAAUGUUAGAGCGAGAUGGCUUAUAAUCGAACUACUUUUUGCAUUGC
Morus notabilis is the source of this 1746-nucleotide messenger RNA. RefSeq names its product heterogeneous nuclear ribonucleoprotein 1. The transcript has 2 exons. Gene Ontology annotation, molecular function: RNA binding. The record is from RefSeq and is a predicted model, not a curated record. Lineage: Eukaryota; Viridiplantae; Streptophyta; Magnoliopsida; Rosales; Moraceae. The coding region runs from base 103 to 1392 and encodes 429 amino acids.